This is a messenger RNA of Tachysurus vachellii, 3154 nucleotides long. It is a transcript of the gene bcl2l13, whose product is annotated as BCL2 like 13. Gene Ontology annotation, biological process: apoptotic process; regulation of apoptotic process. NCBI's taxonomy places the organism in Eukaryota, Metazoa, Chordata, Actinopteri, Siluriformes, Bagridae. The coding region runs from base 225 to 2156 and encodes 643 amino acids. Gene Ontology annotation, cellular component: mitochondrion. The transcript is spliced from 7 exons. The record is from RefSeq and is a predicted model, not a curated record.
AAGCACGACAUUAUUAAGGGACGGAACAGGGGCACGCUGAGGAAUACGCACAACAUAGCAGCCUGUAAGUUAGCGGCUAACCACUUAGCCAACUAGCGCUAGAGCACUUCACUUCACAGACAGUGUUCAGUGGACGUAUUUAAUAGUACGUUCAGUAACUGGGUUGUGUGUAACAGUAAGAAUUGGUAGUGUAUGUGCUCUGUGAGUAUAACAUUUUCUCUUCAAUGGCUGCCCCUGGUUCCACCAGCAAUGUGCCUGAAGGAUUCCACUAUGAGACCAAAUACGUCCUCCUAUGCUACCUCGGCCUUCCCCCUCGAUCACACUUCAGGCCUGAGGAAGGAGCAUCUGGACAGGCUUCACAAGAAACAGCAGUGGAGAAGACCAGCAGGAUGAAGGAGCAGAUUGAGGAACAACUAAAGCAGCUAGAAGACGAAAUCACUGCCUCUUUUCCAAGUACAGGCUUUGAUCGGCAGACAUCACCAGUGUUCAGUCCAGCUAAUCCUGAGAACACUAUAGAGGACAGCCUGGCCGUGCUGGGGGACCGUGUCAAACAAGUGCUGGACACACAUCUGGUCUCGGCCACACGGACUCUUCUCAGUGGGCAGCUGGACUAUGAAAAUUUCCAAAGUGCAGUGAACGAGAUUUCCUCCCAUUCUGAAGGAGGCUGGAGCAAGGUUUUGAUACCAUUAGUGUUAUUGCAAGCCCUGCAUUGUGAAGGUCAUCAGCUGACUUCUCUACUUUCUCUGGGUGAACGGUACAUAGUUGAAGCAGAGGCAGACUUCAUCAUCCAGCAAGGUGGAUGGAGUGCAGUGUUUAGCCUGGAGGAUGUGGAGGAACCAGUUGCGCUCAUAGCUGAAGACAGUAACGAUAUCUACAUCCUGUCAGGGGAGCAGGGUCGCGAGCAACUGAGCCCCCCUGAGUCACUGCUCAUCAGCGUGGCAGACAGCAGCGGCCUGAGCUCCUGGCACACGGAGAGUUUGCCUGUAUCGCUGAGUGGCCACGACUCCUGGGCUCAGGUUGGCACCAUGGAGCCAGAGGAUGCCAAGAGUGUGGACAGUGGUGAGGGCGUGGCCUCGGCUGAGGAGCGCAGUGAGAACAACUCGUCCAAUUCGGACAUUGUGCACGUGGAGCGUGAGGAGGCUGAGCUUCUUGAGGAGGGAGAAGCUGUAGAAGAGGAAGAGCUGCAGGAAAGCGUGCUCAGUGUCCUGGGCACUGACAGUGAGCUGGAGGCCCUCAGAGAGGAGCUUAGAACAGAAGUUUCAUUUCCACAACAGCCAGUUUCAGAAGCACCGGUGUCACUGAUGUCCCUAGAGGAGCAAAUUGUCAUCCUGGAGGCACCUCCUAGCCUGGUCUGUGCUGUUCCACUAGUUGAUGUAGAUCCCAAGUCCCUCACUCCUUCUUGCACUGCUGUCUUUACUGAUGCUCCAGGUGAAGUAGAGCCAGAACACCUUGCUCUUUCAUCCUCUACCAUCAUUGUUGAUGCUCCAGUUGGUGUGGAGCAGGAAUGUUCUGUUCAUCCUUCCCUUCCUAUUGCUGCUUCACCCCAAGUGCUCGAUCCUGAACCUGAGCCUCAGUCAGCUCAGCCAGAACCUGUUCUAGCUCCUGUGGAGCCAGUGAUACAAAGAACAGUUCAAGAACACAAAGCUAAAUUUGAGCCACAGUCUGAGGCUGUCCAAGCAGCUCCAUUGCAUGAGAUACUUCCAAAAAAGCCACAAGCAGUGAUUGCACAGGCCAUUACAGCCCAGAAAUCACCCCUUAAACCCCCAGCUCCAGCACAGAAGAUGCCAUCACUGGAGGCAAAGAUUGUACAGGAGACCUCUGCUCCAUUCCAGGUUCCUCUUCUUUUACCUCCUGCUGCAGCUCUAGAACAGGAAAUACUACCACAGCAUCUACAGUCUGUACACACAGCUCAGAAGCCACCUGCAGCUCCAGUACACCCAGAGCCCGUAGCAGAGCCCGUAGCAGAGCCCGUAGCAGAGCCUGUAGCAGAGCCUGUAGCAGAGCCUGUAGCAGAGCCUGUAGCAGAGCCCGUAGCAGAGCCUGUACUGGAGCCUGUGUCAUCUGAGCUUCCAGUUCUUCUGUAUGGUGGUGCUGCAUUGGUAGCCAUUGCUGCUUUGGUGGUCUAUGGAGCACUGGCUUACCGGAAGAAGUAUUAGGAAGUGAUCGACUCGCCCCUCGCGAUAACUUCACCACAUCGGUGACCCUUUACAGGAACCGGGGCCACUGUGCUGCCAAAAAUUGUGGAAAAUUCAGCUCUUUUGUCUGCCCCAUGCCAAGUUUUCAGUUCCAGUUCUUCAGAGUUCCUGUUUUUGUUGUUUUCAUUAUUUCAUAUUAUUGUUACUGUGAACCAUUACUGAUCUUUUCUGGAGCAAACACAUUGUCGAUUUGAUGUUCAGUUCACAUUCUCAUAGAGUUCUCAUACGCUUGUUAGCUUGUAUUAGGUUUUAAAUUGUAUAAGGCUGACAGCUGAGAAAACAUGGUAUCAUUUUACCAGUUUUUAGAAGCAGGUUACUGUUAAUCAAGAAGAAUGAACUUGAUUUAAAAUUUCAAAAACAAUAUAUGAUUUGUCAAGAAAAUAAAAGGUGCACACCUCAGAUUAUCUCCACUGUUUUUUCUGAUUUGAUCAUUUUGAAAUAUUUAGGCCUAGUUUUAAGAAAGCACUGUUUGUGUUUGAAAGUGAGAUUGCACAUACAGUAUAAGAAUGAAAUUUCGAACAGUUUGUUGUGACAUGUCAAAUGGUUUGUUUGCAUGUUAGACAUUCCUGGAUCCUGAAUAUUGAAAGAGAAACCAGUGUUGGAUGAGAUUGAACAACAUAAACAGACCCCUAGAAUAAGAGCACAUAUCAUUUUGUUUAUAAAAACGAAACACUAUAUAUUGUGUAUAAAUAUGUGAAUAAGUUUGUAUGGUCAUUCCAGCAGAAAGAAUUAAAUUAAACAUGAAUGAGUUAUGUCUAAAAUGCAACAAGCUCUGAUUGAUGCUUGUCUUCUGACAUUGAAUUCCCCUUCAUCAACAAAGGGAACAGCGAGUUUAGGACACAGCCUCAGAUGGAAAAACCCCUAUUUAUUUAACCUACAGUACUUCAGAUUUAUUUUAAAGUUACCAUUACUGGACAUAGACUUGUUCACAAUUUAAACAAAUAAAGAUUUGUCAUUAA